AUUUCGUUGUGUAUCUGAGUUACGAAAAACGCGUAUUUUUAAAAGUGUAUCCAGUACCGGGGUCGAACUGUUUGCUUUAAGUUUCUCUUCCAAGAUUAUCUUAGUUUGAGACCCAUUCUAUCUCUUGUUGUUGUCUAUUGGUUUUGUGGGUGAGUUUAAAUGCAUUGUCAGCGCUCUUUGGGUUUUCGAGAAAGAAAGUUGUGUACACGUGUACAACACAUGUUCUGAUUGCACUUUGACUCUCUAUCAUAUAUACAUAUAUAUGUGUGUCAUUUUGAUCGAAGCAUAAAUGUUGAAGUUCCUCUGUUUUUUCUACCAACUAACCAUCGUUAUUCAAUGGAUAGUGAUUCGUUUUGAAUUUUAAUUCUUUCGCACCUUCAAAGCAAAUCCCCUAAAAACUUUUCCCUGGAUUAUUUUUUCCUAAACCUGUUCCAAGUUCAAAGUCAACCUUGAAUGAAGUUGGAACCAGCGUCGAAUAAAAGAAACGCAGGACACAGCACAAAUCCACCUAAGUCAGAUGUAAACAGAACAAUUACAACAAAUUUAUGUGGAUGGAGUGAACAGAAUGCUUUUGAUUCGGUAUGUCUUAAACCCGCUUGUCGAACAACCGGUUCUAAUGUUAUGGGAGGUGUAGGAUGUGGAAAAUCCGAAAGAUUCUCUUACCAAAAACCAACAAGAAUCGGUAAACAGUACAAAUUCUAUCAUUAUGAUGAUCCGCAUGCUUACAUACUUCAAUAUAGACGGGAUUGUACAUUGAAUUCUAGUUCGAAAGAUCAUAACCAAGACAAAGGACCAGUAGAAGAAUUCAAUAAAUCAAUAGUUGUUGAAAUGGAUGCAAAAAAUUACAAUCAUUCAGAGAAGUCCGAUAUCAGUCAGAUAAACAAUGAAAGUUUUUCUGAACAACCACAUCUUAAAUCAACGUGCAUAACAACAACAACAACAACAACAAAUAAUUUUCAACCCCAGUUAUCUGAAAUAAAAGUAAAAUCUACCAAGUCAACAUUAAAUUCUACUACUACUACUACUACCACUGUGUCUGGGAAUCGUCAUUUAUGGGUGAAUAACUGUCCUACUGGUCCAGGUCGUAAUAAUCAUAUGAAUAAAGUUUCUAAUGCAGAUACCAGCAAUAAACAUGUCAGUCAAAUGAAACAAAAAUCAACUAAAAAAGAGUCAAUCAUUAAGUCACAUUACAUUUAUUCAAGUCAAUUGACAUCAGGACAAUUCUCUGAUAAAACUGAUAUGAAUUCAAAUGGAUCAAAUUAUAUACCUGUUCUACGUAUAAAAAGUGCAACAAAAUUGAAUGUAGAAUCUACUAAUUAUAUAACUACUAUUCAACAAACAAUUCGUGAUGCAAAUCAUCCUGAAUUUUGGCCUUUAUUAUAUAAGAAAUUGAUUCAUUUACAAGCUGAACGUGCUAAUCAAACUGAAGAAGAGAAAUAAUCAUCCCCCCCCCAAAAAAAAAUAUUGAAUAAUUGAAUGUGUGAAGUAUAUGAACAAAGAAAAUUCAACUAUUUUUCUAUGACUACUAUCAAUGAUAACAUUUAUUUAAAUAUAAGUGAAAUAAAAUGAUUUAAUGAUUUGAACUACUCGACUUAAAUCAAAAACAUUUACAAACCUUCUUCAUUGAAUGACUUACUGGUUAGCGUUUUUUUAGCGAGUUAGUUUUCUACGAGAUGAGGUCGUUAACCCCAUGCCCAACCCUCCUCCUUUUCCCCGGUCUUGGGACCGUCACUAAUUCGGGAAGAGCUGCAGACGAAGUCCUUGUCAUUGAAUGCCCAUAAUUAAAAAAAUGAUGAUUCUUAUUAGUAUGAUUUGACCAUAUAUUACUUACUUACGCCUGUUACUCGCACUGGAGCAUUCUCUAACCCACUCUGUCCUGGGCGUUCCUUUCUAGUUAUAUCCAAUUGUUGUUCAUUCUUCUCAUAUCUGUCUUUAUUUCUCAAUGCAAUAUGUUCUUUGGUUUUCCUCUCCUCCUUUGGCCUUGAGGAUUUCAAGUGACGGCUUGCCUUAUGACCAUAUAUAAUCAUUCUACUCAUUAUGGAUAUAGUUUAGACUUUACACAGACAUAAAGAAUAUAAUAUGAUCGAGGAUAUUUUAACAUAAUUAUUGGAAUCGGUGUGUAACGGUUAGGCAGGAAUCGGCAACAAAUUUAGUAGCUACUCACCCCCCACCACCACCAAAAGAAUCUUAGGUUUUAGGGGGUUGUGUAGUAUAAGAAAUCAACAAUUGGUCUUAUCUCUGUGAAAGAUUAAUACUUAAUACAAAUGCUACUACUCUUUAUGUACAUUUGCUAACUUAAAAUGACGAUCAAAAGAUGAUUUGUGUUGAUCUGGUUCAAAAACAGAAUAAGUUGUUCAAUAAAUUCA
Schistosoma haematobium is the source of this 2366-nucleotide messenger RNA. RefSeq lists its product as uncharacterized. The transcript has 6 exons. The coding region runs from base 454 to 1440 and encodes 328 amino acids. The record is from RefSeq and is a predicted model, not a curated record. Lineage: Eukaryota; Metazoa; Platyhelminthes; Trematoda; Strigeidida; Schistosomatidae.